UCCACUAAUAGGAAAUGCUGAGCAAGGCCCAAUUCAUCAACUCUAGAUAUUGGAUAGAAAAAGCACCCGACCGGACUUUGUUCGAAGUAGCAAUAAUUCCUCCUCGGCGAUUCACCGCCGCAGUUGGCUACUCUGACGGUCUCAAGCAAAAAGGCAGUAGCAGGAAUAAACCCUAAAAACCCACUAAUAAAAGCCCUAAAUCAAAGUCGAUUUGUAAGAGAAAGAUGGGGAAGAAACAGCACAGCAAGGAUCGAAUGUACAUAACAAAAACAGAAUGGGCCACGGAAUGGGGCGGUGCCAAAUCCAAACAACUCCAAACUCCUUUCAAACGUCUUCCUUUCUAUUGCUGCGCUCUUACAUUUACGCCGUUUGAGUUUCCAGUUUGCACAGCAGAUGGCAGUGUAUUUGAUUUAAUGCACAUAACUCCGUACAUAAGGAAGUAUGGGAAGCAUCCUGUUACCGGAGCUCCGUUAAAGCAGGGUGAUCUUAUACCACUCAAUUUCCAUAAGAAUUCCGAAGGAGAGUAUCAUUGCCCUGUGCUGAACAAAGUUUUUACAGAAUUCACACACAUAGUUUCUGUGAAGACUACAGGAAAUGUGUUCUGCUAUGAGGCAAUUAAAGAAUUAAACAUCAAGACAAAAAACUGGAAAGAACUACUGACAGAUGAACUGUUCACUAAGGAUGACCUCAUAACAAUUCAGAAUCCAAAUGCCAUUGAUAGUAGGAAUACUCUUGAUUUUGAUCAUGUUAAGAAUGCUCUGGAAAUUGAUGAUGAAGAGCUAAAGAAGAUGAGUUCAGAUCCAUCUUAUAAUAUAAACAUAUCUGGAGAUAUCAAGCAAAUGUUGGCAGAGCUUGGAACUGAGAAAGGAAGGCAAAUUGCUCUUCAUGGAGGUGGAGGCAGCAAGGCCCAAAAUGAAAGGGCUGCUGCCCUUGUUGCCAUUUUGGCUGCCAGGUCACGCAUUAAAGAGGAUCCCCAAUCAACUUCAAACAAACUUCCAAGAGCUUAUAGUAUUGUAGAUGCUGCAUCUGCUUCAGUGCAUGGAAGAAGUGCAGCAGCAGCUAAAGCUGCACCAGAUGACAAAACUGCUGCUCGGAUAGCUAUGCACAUGGCUGGUGAGAGGGCGCCUGUGAAUUCAACAAUGGUAAAGAGCCGUUUUACAACUGGUGCUGCUUCACGAUCCUUCACUUCAACCUCUUUUGAUCCUGUCACAAAAAAUGAGUUUGAAUAUGUCAAAGUUGAAAAAAAUCCAAAGAAGAAAGGUUAUGUUCAGCUGCAGACAACACAUGGAGAUCUAAACAUUGAGCUUCACUGUGAUAUAACUCCAAGGACUUGUGAGAACUUCAUCACUCAUUGUGAGCGAGGUUAUUAUAAUGGAGUAGCUUUUCAUAGAAGCAUUCGGAAUUUUAUGAUUCAAGGUGGUGAUCCUACUGGCACUGGGAGAGGAGGCGAAUCUAUAUGGGGGAAGCCUUUCAAUGAUGAGCCAAACUCCAAGUUGCUCCACUCUGGAAGGGGUGUUGUCAGCAUGGCUAAUAGUGGUCCCCACACCAAUGGUUCUCAGUUUUUCAUCCUCUACAAGUCUGCCAAUCAUUUGAACUUUAAACAUACAGUUUUUGGUGGAGUUGUUGGUGGCUUGACUACAUUGGCGGCAAUGGAAAAAGUUCCUGUUGAUGACAAUGACCGACCUCUGGAGGAGAUAAAGAUAACUAGUGUAACGGUAUUUGUCAAUCCUUACACAGAACUUGAUGAAGAAGAGCAAGAGAAGGCUAAAGAUGAGAAGGAUAUCGGGGACGAAGAGAAUGAAAAGAUUGGGUCAUGGUAUAGCAAUCCAGGCACAGGAACUACAGAAAGUGGAACUGUGGGUGGUGGUGGUGGUGUUGGAAAGUACUUGAAAGCAAGAAAUGCUAAAACUGAAUCCACUGCAAUCGACAGUGGUUCAUCAACAAUUGCUGUGACGAAGAAAAGGAAAGUGGGAGUUUCGGCAGCGGAGUUCAAGGACUUCUCUGGCUGGUGAAAAUUUCCUAAUUCGUGUACCGAACUCAGACAUUGGAAUAUGCGGCAUAGAUGGAGGUAGGUAAGCAGAACAUAUUCUUUCAAGGUGCUUAAAAAUUAGAAGUAAAAUUUUGAAGGGUGGUAUUUCAUUGUUGAGGUUGUCUGUACAAUAAGAUGUAUUAUUAAACUAGUAGCAGAAAUAGUUUGUUUACA
Molecule: messenger RNA, 2203 nt
Organism: Populus nigra (black poplar)
Lineage: Eukaryota; Viridiplantae; Streptophyta; Magnoliopsida; Malpighiales; Salicaceae
Product: peptidyl-prolyl cis-trans isomerase CYP65
Exons: 11
Coding region: 225-2012 (595 amino acids)
Biological process (GO): protein peptidyl-prolyl isomerization; protein folding; protein polyubiquitination
Cellular component (GO): catalytic step 2 spliceosome
Molecular function (GO): peptidyl-prolyl cis-trans isomerase activity; ubiquitin-ubiquitin ligase activity
Source: RefSeq, a predicted model, not a curated record